GCGCCUGAGAAAGCGCGGGAAGGCCGGCAAGAUGUCGGGGCUCGCUGUGUUGUGCAACGUGUGCUUCCAGAAGCCUGUCAGCGACACUACCCGCUAUGCACUGACCAGCUGCGGGCACGUUGUUUGCGAGCACUGUCUCCAAAAAGGUAAGAAAGAGGAAUGUACAGUGUGUAGAACUUCUUGCCGCAUAAUAUUUCUUUCAAAUCAGACAAAUCCUGAGAUCAAGAUGCUAUUUAUGGACAUUAAUUCACUCUGCAAACAGUUUUCAAAAGAGUUUGCACAAGUUUGCGAAUUUCAAGAAAGUCAUAGAAAACGGUUACAAACAUACUACAAUGGAAAGAUCAUAAAACAAGAAGAAACGAUAAAGAAGCUAACCCAGCAGCUACAAAGCACCAAACUAUACAAAGAUGCUCAAGAGUUCCCAUUUCAGGAUGCUAGUUACAGUCUGAGGUCUUCACAGUCUUAUAAUCGAUUUUCUGUCCCAAACACUUCAAGAAAUUCAGGUACAAUAUAUCCUGAUAAGCAAACUGGAUAUUUUCUGCAAAAACCAGAUGAAAAAAUGGAAGUUGAACAUUAUUCUGUCAAAAAGAAUAGUGAGACAGUCGCUGCACCAGGCAGAUUAUCAGUGAUAAGUCCUCCUCAAGAUGGACGUAUGGGUUGUGUGUCCUACAGGAGCUCAAGUUGCAGCAACACCCCCUUAUCUGUAAGAGCAAAUCAAUUUGGAGUCUCGCAGCAGUCUAAUGCAUUUCACCCUCUUUCAAAAUCUUCAUCACAAGCAAACCGAACAAGUGCAUGGGAUCCUUUAGGUCUAAGAACACUCCAAGCAUACCAGCAGUCUCCACUUUCUUCCCAGGCAUCUGCUACAAGGCAGCCAAUCAGCCUCCCUAAUAUCCUACACAGGCAGAAUCUGAGCAAAAAAACUCCUUAAAAAGGAAUUCACACAUGAAACACUGUUAUAUUGCUAAGUAAUGUUUGCUGGCAUUUCAGAUAACUGUUUGCUAUUUGUUUGUGUCAGUUUAUUCAUGUAAGGCAGGGGUGGGCAAACUACGGCCCGCGGGCCACAUCCGGCCCCUUGGCCUUUUUAAUCCGGCCCGCCGACGACGCCAAGUCUCAUCACGCGAGACUUGGUGUCAUUGGCGGGCCGGAAUUAAAGAGAUGAAGGGGGCGUAACGCUGGCCUGGCUCAGCCCGCCCUGGCCCGGUCCGGCCCGGGGGUAAGUAAAUGUGGCCCGUGAGCCAAAAGUUUGCCCACCCCUGAUGUAAGGUGUACUGUAGUGUUUAACAGUGUAUGUACAGAAACCCUGAGAGGGUAGGAGGCAUUUCUAUGCCGGAACUGAGCAUUGCUAGUAGGCAUAUUUAUGUCCCAAACUGGCCAUAAUGUGCUGUGUAUAGUCCCUUCCAAUAUAUUAGCUCUAUACAUUAUUCAUCAGUUAUUAUUGCUCUUGUUUAAAACAUUCUUCAUAUUAGCAAAGAAUGCUGGUUGGUAUUUUAUCUAUUUUAUCAGUUGUAACAAUGCACAGGUGAUGACACUUGUUUAUUCCUAAAUAGAGGUUGUGCCCUGUUUAAAAUAUAUUUUGCUGACAAAAAGUGAAUGUAAUCUUAUUUAUAUUCUGCACAUAAAGCCUUAUAUAUCUGGC
Molecule: messenger RNA, 1636 nt
Organism: Xenopus tropicalis (tropical clawed frog)
Lineage: Eukaryota; Metazoa; Chordata; Amphibia; Anura; Pipidae
Gene: rnf212
Product: ring finger protein 212
Exons: 12
Coding region: 32-928 (298 amino acids)
Biological process (GO): reciprocal meiotic recombination
Cellular component (GO): synaptonemal complex
Molecular function (GO): SUMO transferase activity
Source: RefSeq, a predicted model, not a curated record